Gracilinanus agilis (Agile Gracile Mouse Opossum) is the source of this 4680-nucleotide messenger RNA. It is a transcript of the gene EML6, whose product is annotated as EMAP like 6. The record is from RefSeq and is a predicted model, not a curated record. Gene Ontology annotation, molecular function: microtubule binding. The transcript has 35 exons. Bases 1 to 4680 code for a protein of 1559 amino acids. NCBI's taxonomy places the organism in Eukaryota, Metazoa, Chordata, Mammalia, Didelphimorphia, Didelphidae.
AUGGCGGAUCGGACAGCUCCUAGAUGCCAGCUUCGGCUGGAGUGGGUUUACGGUUACAGGGGUCACCAGUGCCGCAACAACCUGUACUAUACGGCGGGCAAGGAGGUGGUCUACUUCGUGGCUGGAGUCGGGGUGGUGUACAACACCCGGGAGCAUAACCAGAAAUUCUUCUUGGGGCACAACGACGACAUUAUCAGCCUUGCCUUACACCCGGAUAAAACCCUGGUUGCUACUGGACAAGUUGGAAAGGAUCCUUAUAUUUGCAUUUGGGAUUCUUAUAAUGUACAGACAGUUUCUAUUCUUAAAGAUGUACAUACACAUGGAAUCGCUUGUCUGGCUUUUGAUUCAGAUGGACAGCGUUUAGCCUCUGUGGGAUUGGAUGCCAAAAACACAGUCUGCAUUUGGGACUGGAAGAAAGGAAAAUUACUGGCAACAGCAACUGGCCAUUCUGAUAGGAUUUUUGAUAUUUCCUGGGAUCCAUAUCAGCCAAACAGAGUGGUUAGUUGUGGAGUGAAACAUAUUAAGUUUUGGACACUAUGUGGAAAUGCCCUGACUGCAAAAAGAGGAAUAUUUGGCAAAACAGGGGAUCUACAGACGAUCCUUUGCCUUGCAUGUGCCAAAGAAGAUGUGACCUAUUCUGGUGCUUUAAAUGGAGAUAUCUAUGUCUGGAAAGGGCUAAAUUUAGUCCGCACGAUUCAAGGCGCUCAUAGUGCUGGAAUCUUUAGCAUGUACGCCUGUGAUGAGGGCUUUGCCACUGGUGGUCGAGAUGGGUGCAUACGGUUAUGGGAUAUUGAUUUCAAACCAAUAACCAAAAUUGAUCUCAGGGAAACUGAGCAAGGAUACAAAGGUUUGUCCAUCCGUAGUGUUUGCUGGAAAGCAGAUCGACUUUUAGCAGGUACACAGGACAGUGAAAUAUUUGAAGUGAUAGUGAGAGAAAGAGAUAAGCCGAUGCUGAUCAUGCAAGGUCACUGUGAAGGGGAGCUCUGGGCUCUGGCUGUCCAUCCCAAGAAACCUUUAGCUGUUACAGGCAGUGACGAUCGAUCUGUCCGAUUGUGGAGCCUUGCUGAUCAUGCCUUGAUUGCCCGUUGUAACAUGGAAGAAGCAGUACGUAGUGUAUCGUUCGGCCCAGAUGGAUCUCAGCUAGCCCUGGGAAUGAAAGAUGGGUCUUUCAUUGUCCUCCGAGUCAGAGAUAUGACAGAAGUGGUUCAUAUUAAAGACCGAAAGGAAGUAAUCCAUGAAAUGAAAUUUUCUCCAGAUGGUUCUUAUCUUGCAGUAGGGUCCAACGAUGGCCCAGUGGAUAUCUAUGCUGUUGCUCAACGGUAUAAAAAAAUUGGAGAAUGUAACAAAUCCUUUAGUUUUAUUACUCACAUUGACUGGUCUAUGGAUAGUAAAUACUUACAAACUAAUGAUGGUGCAGGAGAACGAUUAUUCUACAAGAUGCCAUCUGGAAAACCCUUAACAAGUAAAGAGGAAAUCAAAGGGAUUCAUUGGACUGCCUGGACCUGUGUGAUUGGGCCUGAAGUGAGUGGAAUUUGGCCCAAAUACAAUGACAUUACUGAUAUUAACUCAGUAGAUGCGAAUUACAACAGUUCAGUGCUAGUCACUGGAGAUGACUUUGGACUGGUUAAAUUAUUUAAAUUUCCUUGUCUAAAGAAAGGAGCUAAAUUUAGGAAGUAUGUUGGCCAUUCAGCUCACGUAACAAAUGUCCGCUGGUCACAUGAUUUCCAGUGGGUGUUGAGUACAGGAGGUGCUGACCACUCAGUUUUUCAGUGGAGGUUUAUUCCAGAAGGUGUGACCAACGGUAUCCUUGAUUUAGCACCCCAGGAGGGUGGCAGUGAUUCAUAUAGUGAAGAAUCAGAUUCGGAUUUAUCAGAUGUGCCAGAGCUGGACUCAGAUAUUGAGCAAGAAGCUCAAAUCAACUAUGAACGCCAGGUUUACAAAGAAGAUCUACCUCAGUUGAAACAACAAAGUAAAGAGAAAAACCAUUCUGUGCCCUUCCUUAAAAGAGAAAAAGCCCCAGAGGACAGCUUGAAGCUACAGUUCAUACAUGGUUAUAGAGGCUACGAUUGUAGAAAUAAUCUGUUCUAUACCCAAACUGGAGAGGUGGUCUACCAUAUUGCAGCAGUUGCUGUUGUGUACAAUCGGCAGCAACACUCCCAAAGAUUGUAUCUUGGACAUGAUGAUGACAUUCUCAGCCUAGCUAUUCAUCCAGUGAAAGACUACGUAGCUACUGGACAGGUUGGAAGAGAUGCUGCUAUCCACGUAUGGGACACCCAAAAUCUGAAAUGCUUGUCACUGUUAAAGGGACAGCAUCAGAGAGGCGUGUGUGCUCUGGAUUUCUCAGCUGAUGGGAAAUGUCUGGUGUCUAUCGGUUUAGAUGAUUUUCACAGUAUUGUAUAUUGGGACUGGAAAAAAGGAGAAAAGAUAGCAACAACAAGAGGUCAUAAAGAAAAAAUAUUUGUAGUAAAGUGCAACCCACAUCAUGUGGACAGACUGGUUACUGUUGGGAUAAAGCACAUCAAAUUCUGGCAGCAAGCAGGUGGGGGCUUCACAUCUAAACGAGGAAUCUUUGGCAGUAUUGGGAAACUGGAAACAAUGAUGUCUGUGUCUUAUGGACGCAUGGAAGACCUGGUAUUCUCAGGAGCUGCUACUGGAGAUAUUUUUAUUUGGAAAGAUAUUCUUUUACUUAAGACUGUGAAAGCUCAUGAUGGGCCUGUUUUCGCUAUGCAUGCAUUGGAUAAGGGUUUUGUAACAGGUGGAAAAGAUGGAAUCGUGGAACUGUGGGAUGAUAUGUUUGAGAGAUGCUUGAAGACUUACGCUAUUAAAAGAUCUGCAUUAUCAACUAGCUCUAAAGGUUUGCUCUUGGAAGACAAUCCCUCAAUUCGGGCCAUCACUUUGGGACAUGGACAUAUCCUGGUAGGGACCAAGAAUGGAGAGAUACUUGAAAUUGAUAAGAGUGGCCCUAUGACUCUGCUUGUUCAGGGGCAUAUGGAGGGAGAAGUCUGGGGUCUGGCAGCUCAUCCUCUCCUGCCUAUCUGUGCAACUGUGAGUGAUGAUAAAACUCUUCGGAUCUGGGAACUGUCAUCCCAGCACCGUAUGUUGGCUGUUCGGAAGCUCAAAAAAGGUGGGAGAUGCUGUGCCUUUUCUCCUGAUGGGAAAGCCUUAGCAGUUGGGCUGAAUGAUGGAAGCUUCUUAGUUGUAAAUGCUGAUACUGUUGAAGAUAUGGUCUCCUUUCACCACAGGAAAGAGAUGAUCUCUGAUAUCAAAUUUUCCAAAGACACAGGGAAAUACCUGGCUGUGGCAUCUCAUGAUAAUUUUGUAGAUAUUUACAAUGUACUCACCAGCAAAAGAGUUGGUAUCUGCAAGGGUGCUUCAAGUUAUAUUACACACAUCGACUGGGAUUUGAGAGGAAAAUUGUUACAAGUCAACUCAGGUGCCAAAGAACAACUCUUUUUUGAAGCCCCAAGAGGAAAAAGACACAUAAUACGAGCUUCAGAGAUUGAGAAGAUAGAAUGGGACACUUGGACAUGUGUUUUGGGUCCUACUUGUGAAGGAAUCUGGCCAGCACACAGCGAUGUGACAGAUGUGAAUGCUGCUAGUCUUACCAAAGAUUGCUCCCUUCUAGCCACAGGAGAUGACUUUGGUUUUGUCAAAUUAUUUUCAUAUCCUGUAAAGGGCCAACAUGCAAAAUUCAAGAAAUACGUGGGGCAUGGUGCCCAUGUCACCAAUGUCAGAUGGUUGCAUAGUGAUUCGGUACUGCUAACUGUAGGCGGCGCUGAUACGGCUCUGAUGAUCUGGACAAGAGAGUUUGUAGGAACUCAGGAAAGUAAAUUGGUUGACAGCGAAGAGUCAGAUACAGAUGCUGAAGAGGAUGGAGGCUAUGACAGUGAUGUUGCCAGAGAAAAGGCCAUUGACUAUACCACUAAGAUCUACGCGGUAAGCAUCAGGGAAAUGGAAGGCACUAAACCACAUCAACAGUUGAAAGAGAUUUCAAUGGAGGAAAGGCAGGGAAUUGUCAAGGGAUCCAGGCCACCAGUUAGCAGGGCAGCUCCCCAGCCAGAGAAACUACAGAAGAAUAACAUCACCAAAAAAAAGAAACUGGUUGAGGAGCUGGCUUUAGAUCAUGUAUUUGGCUAUCGAGGAUUUGAUUGUCGUAAUAACCUGCAUUACCUUAAUGAUGGUGCUGAUAUCAUCUUCCACACCGCAGCUGCAGGCAUAGUUCAGAAUCUUUCCACAGUAAUAAUAACCUCUCCAACAAGAAAAAGCUGGUCUCCUCGGGUUCCCAUCCACUUGCAGGUGUCCACAGGGGCUUACAAGCGUCAGGUCCACGAAGUUCCACUGGGGAAGCAGGUGACCGAUACCACAGUCAUCGAGAAUAUCACCUGGGCCACCUGGACAAGCAUUCUAGGAGAUGAAGUCAUCGGGAUCUGGCCCCGAAACGCAGACAAGGCUGACGUCAACUGCGCCUGUGUGACCCACGCCGGCCUCAACGUGGCCACUGGAGAUGACUUUGGGCUGGUGAAACUCUUCGAUUUUCCAUGUACAGAAAAAUUUGCCAAACACAAGCGCUACUUUGGUCACUCGGCUCACGUCACCAACAUCCGGUUCUCCCAUGAUGACAAAUACGUGAUCAGCACCGGAGGAGACGACUGCAGUGUAUUUGUGUGGAGAUGUUUGUAA